Messenger RNA from Tachysurus fulvidraco (yellow catfish), 2382 nucleotides. RefSeq names its product LMBR1 domain containing 1 (gene lmbrd1). Gene Ontology annotation, cellular component: vacuolar membrane. The transcript has 16 exons. Bases 94 to 1686 code for a protein of 530 amino acids. NCBI's taxonomy places the organism in Eukaryota, Metazoa, Chordata, Actinopteri, Siluriformes, Bagridae. The record is from RefSeq and is a predicted model, not a curated record. Gene Ontology annotation, biological process: protein localization to vacuole.
UUUUGUUGUGCAACUGCCUAUUUAUUCCACUUCCGUGUUUGAGUUUCGUGUAAUUGAUCAUGUGACUGGGGCACCGUCUGUUGCAGGAAGUGGAUGAAGAUGGCGCUAACUGAAUCCGUGUUAGGAUGGUCUAUAUUCACUAUUGUACUGUUGGUUAUUUUAGCCUUCUGCUGGGUCUACAUCCGAAAUUACCAGAGCCACCAGGAGAGUGAAGUCAUCUCUACCAUUACAGCCAUAUGUGCUCUGGCCAUUGCACUCUUCACAUCAGCUCUUCUCCCAGUGGAUAUUUUUCUAGUGUCGUUCAUGAAGUAUCAGAAUGGUACAUACAAGGACUGGGCUACAAGUAAUGAAACAAGGAGGCAAAUUGAAGACACAGUCCUAUAUGGCUACUACACUCUGUACUCCAUCAUCCUCUUCAGCGUCUUCUUCUGGAUUCCAUUUGUUUACUUCUACUAUGAAGAGAAAGAUGAUGAUAACACCAACAAAUGUUUGCAAGCAAAAAAUGCAGUGAAGUACACAGUUGCAUUUGUCAUCAUCUGUGCUGCGCUUCUUUUGAUUGGGGCCUUUGUACCACUGGAGAAUCCACCAAUGCAGAACUCUACACAAUGGGACAAGCUUCAGUACCUGUUCAAAGAGCUGGGCAGCAGCAAUGGAUUGGUGGCACUGUCUUUCUCCAUCAGCUCUCUGACUUUGAUCGGCAUGCUGGCAGUGAUCACGUACACAGCAUACGGUAUGUCUGUGCUACCCUUGAAUCUGAUUAAAGGAACACGCAGUGUCCUCUAUGAACGCCUGGAGAACACAGAAGACAUGGAGGAGGUUGAGCAACAGAUUGAGAAGCUGAAAUCCAAGUGUGAGGAUGGAAGGCCACUCUCGAUGCGAGACAGAAGAAACCUACAGGAGCUGGAAGCUAAGCUUUUGUUGCUGCGCCGUCGUGGCCAUCACCUUGAGAAUGCUGAUAGGAAUUGCUGCACUAAAGUGGGUAGGGCCCUUCGUCCCUUUAAGAUUUUGCUUGGAGUUUUUUUUAUACUGGUGGCACUUCUUUUCUGCAUAUGCCUGUUCAUUUCCAAUCUGGACAAAGCCCUGCAUUCAUCUGGGAUGAGCACUGGCCUUAUUGUCUUUGGAACAAACCUAACAAACCCUUUAAAUGAGCUGCUGCUGGCAUUACAACCGGUUUUUCCUCUAGACUAUGUGUUGAUCACUAUUAUCACCAUGUACUUUGUAUUCACCUCCAUGGCAGGCAUUCGUAAUAUGGGCAUAUGGUUUUUCUGGAUAAGGUUGUACAAGAUCAGGCCUCAAAGAACUCGUCCACAGGCCUUGCUGUUCCUCUGUAUGAUCCUUCUCCUGAUUGUACUUCACACCAGUUACAUAAUCUACAGCCUUGCCCCACAGUAUGUCAUGUAUGGCAGUCAAAAGUACCUAUGGCAGGAAAACCAUACGUCUACUGCCACCACCAGAACAUGUGAUGCAGAUGCUCCAGAUGAUCAGUGCACAGUGACGAGAUCUUAUCUUUUCCUUCACAAGUUUUGGUUCUUCAGCACUAUAUACUACUUUGGCAACUGGGCAUUUCUUGCUGUGUUUCUCAUUGGUAUGAUGGUGUCCUGCUGCAGAGGGAAGAAGUCAGUGAUUGAGGGUGAAGUGGAAGCAGAUGACUCUGAUUGUAGCGAUGAUGAGUAUAUGCAUGAAUAAUGCAAAAGUGAUUAAACAUGUUAUGUAAUUGUUUCUUAAUUCUAUGAUGGUUUCUUUUGUAGGGUAUGGUAUCAUGCUAUAUAUUUAUGGAAAAAAAAAUAGCAUUGUCAGACACGAGAUGUUCAGCAUCUGAUUGAAAAACCUGUCAAAAAAAAAUCACUUGAGAUUAUUUGACAUUUAAAACUGAAUAAAUUAUGACAUUCACUGCAUUUUUUUAAAUAUAGAAACUAAGGAGAGUGAGGUUAUUUAACUUAAAGACUUUUGGCUAUAUUUUCUUACUUGUAAUAAAGUAUUUGCAUGGGAAUAAACAUAAACAAAGGAAUGAAUUAAUGAAUGACCAUGAUUUGAUUUGGUAUUCACUUAUUAAAUGGAAAUAACUUGCUGCUAUGCCUACCAUACUUUUGUUCUUCUUACUGCCUGCUGAUGUAUCGAAUAUCCCAAUAUUAUGUCAAGCCUCAUGAGAAGUGUAUUUGCUGUUUGAAACUAUUUUCCUUUAUUGGAUAAAAUUAAAGAUUUGAGUAUUGUUAAAUGUGUUGUGUUGGCAAGACUAAUAAACUUAUUAUACCAGAAUACAAAACAUAGAAUAGUCAUAAACCAUGACCCGUAUAUUCAUAGUUUACUUCCAAUGAUGAGCCUUAGAUGUGUUGACUUUUUAUCAUGGCAACAAAGAAAAUAAAUGUUUGCAUUGUUUCAAAA